Molecule: messenger RNA, 243 nt
Organism: Microthlaspi erraticum
Lineage: Eukaryota; Viridiplantae; Streptophyta; Magnoliopsida; Brassicales; Brassicaceae
Source: the annotation of a GenBank genome assembly
AUGUGGAAAGCAGGGAUUCAAGUGGAGGGUGAGCUAGAGGGAGCGGUGGAGAGAGCUGUGAAGAGGUUAAUGAUGGAUGAAGAGGGAGAAGAGAUGAAGUUGAGAGCUCUAUGUUUGAUAGGGACACUCAAAGUCUAUGUUUUCGCUGGAGCCAUAGACAGUUCUCGUGGUCGUCACCGGCUUGACGGUAGCUUUCGUUCUCGCCUCCUUCUGGGCAAAAUUCAGUAUCCUUCAGCACUUUAA